AAAAAUUCCUAAUACCAUUACUUCCUACCUGCCUGGAAUGUUUUGUUCAUGUAAAGUUUGACGUCUGUUAAUUGCAAGAAAACCACAAGCAAUGGGUAGCAGGGCAUCUAUCCAGCUCCAAGAAACUGAAUUAAAUGAAAUACAGUCGGAGACUGGGUUUUCACAUAAUCAGAUUGUCCGGUUAUACAGUCGGUUUACAAGUUUGGAUAAAGGAGCCAUAGGAUGCUUGAGCCGAGAGGAUUUCCUGCGGAUACCAGAGUUGGCCAUUAAUCCACUCGGAGACAGAAUUGUGCAUGCAUUUUUCACAGAAAGUAACAAUGAAACGGUUAACUUUCGACAAUUUAUGAGAGUUUUGGCAAGGUUCCGUCCCACAAAAUCAAACCAGAACAAAAAUAAACUGAACACACGGGAGGAGAAAUUGAAGUUUGCUUUCCGGAUGUACGACUUGGAUGGAGAUGACAAGAUCUCUAAAGACGAGUUACUGUCUGUGCUUCACAUGAUGGUUGGAGCUAACAUUUCAGAAGAACAGCUGGGAAGCAUUGCUGAUAGGACAAUCAGUGAGGCUGAUACUGACGGUGACAACCAGAUCUCAUUUGAAGAGUUUGUACAGGCAAUGGAGAGGGUGGAUGUUGAGCAGAAAAUGAGCAUUCGGUUUCUUCACUAAAUCAAGAUUCUAUAGUGGUUAAAAAUUUUACUUUUUCAGACAUGAAGAAUCCAUGAAAUCCAUAAAGUGAUCAAAAGUUGCCUAUUCAGUGUUUUAAGUUUCAAGAAAUUCAAAAUUAUAGAUGAUAGUUCUGUAAAGUUUUCUUUAAUGAAAUCUUUACAAAAAAAUGACAAAUGUUUGUUUGCAUAUACAUGUAUGCAGAUACUGCUUACGCAUAGCUGUGUGUUUGCACAUACACUUCUACAUAGCUGUUUGUUUGUAUAUACACUUCUACACAGCUGUUUGUUUGUAUAUACACUUCUACACAGCUGUUUGUUUGUAUAUACACUUCUACACAGCUGUGUGUUUGUAUAUACACUUCUACACAGCUGUUUGUUUGUAUAUACACUUCUACACAGCUGUUUGUUUGUAUAUACACUUCUACACAGCUGUUUGUUUGUGUGUACACUUCUACACAGCUAUUUGUUUGUAUAUACACUUCUACACAGCUGUUUGUUUGUAUAUACACUUCUACACAGCUAUUUGUUUGUAUAUACACUUCUACACAGCUAUUUGUAUAUACACUUCUACACAGCUAUUUGUAUAUACACUUCUACACAGCUGUUUGGAUUUACAUGCACUUCUAGACAGCUGUGUGUUUGUAUAUACACUUCUACACAGCUGUUUGUUUGUAUAUACACUUCUACACAGCUGUUUGGAUUUACAUGCACUUCUAGACAGCUGUGUGUUUGUAUAUACACUUCUACACAGCUGUUUGUUUGUAUAUACACUUCUACACAGCUGUUUGGAUUUACAUGCACUUCUAGACAGCUGUGUGUUUGAAUAUGCACUUCUACACAGCUGCAAAAAAAACAACUGUCAUGUGUUUAUUUGUACAUGUACUCACAUGCACGAAUGGUUUUAAAAUUGUUAAACAAAACUUGGGCCAAUUCAACUUAAUUAGUAUAUUAUCAUCCAGGGUCACCAAAAAGUAUGGGGUGGGUGGGAGGAUUUUAUAUCUUAAUUUUUAUUUUCUGAGAAAAAUAUUAAUGACAAACGAGUAGUGCAUCAUUUAAUGCCAGAUGGAUCUAUGCUUACUUCACAAACGAAAUCCAGGUUAAGCUUUCAAACACAGAAAGAUACCAAAUUUCUUCUAAGAUAUGAAGCACAUUAAUCCUUUCCUUCCCUUACGAAGGUGAGAAAUUAAGAAAACCAUAAUAUGAUCUAUUUUCUUCACGUUGCUAUACCGGAAAUGUAAACAAGAAGUGUAAAAACAGGAGUCAGACAUGAAAAUUUUCUGGAAAUAGCAAGCUCCGCAAAAUAAAAAAAUUCCGGGCAGGUCAAUUUUUAAGGGGCGGGCGGGGAUGAUAAUCUAUCAAUUAAGUUGAAUUGGCCUUAUAUAUUUUAUUUAAACUGGACGGUAAUGGUAUUGCAAUGCUAAGUAAAAUUCUUAAACAUGUAUACUGUGUGAUACUGUGUGUGAAGUUAAAUGAAAUUAAGCAUCAAUUAAAAAUAAGAAUAGGUAUAUAAUCUCCCUUAACACUGUGUAGCAGUCUGCUACAAUGCAGUGUUUAAUGGAAAUGAUACACAGAAUGUGUCUUUGUAAACAGGGUUUUUAUGGUAAACGUUUUGCCACAUGUUGACUUUGUAAACAAAUUAAGUCUGAUUUUUGUUUUUGGCAAAAACUAUGAACUUUAAUAAUUGAAAUUCAAACCUCAAGAAUUUAUAGUCUAUCUAUGCUUUGAGAUAAACAAAUCUUUUACAUUAUCAAGGGUUAUUGAUUUAUUUUGCAACAUUUUACAGUGUUACAAUAAUGGUGCAAUUCUGAAACAUAAGAUGUUUAUGUUGUAUUAUGUAUUAUUAUACUUUCAUGUAAAAUACUCGAAUCUGAUUGGUCGAGAAGCAUUUGAAAAAACAUAUUGUUACCCUCUGAGAACAGAAAGCACGCCCUCCAGGGUGAUAGUAUCUAGCAACGGGCAACAGUACUUGACAACGGGUGAUAUUAUAAAAAAUUAUCACAUGCGUCAAAUUUAUGCGCGUACGGUUCGCCGUAGAUUGUUAGACAACGUCGUUUGAGCGUUUGUAAUAAACACGAAUACCCACAUCGAUAUACGAAAAAUCGCAUAACAGUGAUUGAUCAAAUGUCAACAGACGUAAGUCUUUCUGCUUUGUUGUUUAUAUAACAUUCAGUAUAAUAAAACAAAUAUUGCAUGUAGUUGAGGGUAACAUUGAAAAUUUUCACCCCUCGAAAAACCAUUGUCAACCUCAGCUACGCCUCAGUUGACAAUGGUUUUCUCGGGGUGAAAAUUUUCAAUGUUACCCUCAACUACAUCCAAUAUUUAUAUAUUAUCAAAAUCAAGCCAUCUUGAUCAAGUCAAGUAACUUUUAUUGCAAUCAACAGUUGAAACAUUAUGCAGAAUGUGAUCAGUUGCAGAAAUAUUUUACACAACCAAAUCUACAUGUGAAUGACAACUGUAAAUUCAAGGUCAAAGUACCAGAUGUUUAAAAUCCCAAGUUUUACCAUGUAGUGGGUAUUUUCAUCGGAUAGGGAAAAUCCGCAAAAAUUACAAUCACAAAAUAUAUAUACAUGCAUUUAGGUACAUAUAGGUAUAAUACAACCACAGAAAUUGGAAAUGCAGAAUAUAAUGUGCUACCGUUUAUGGAUCAAAUCGCAAAAUUUUCCAAUUGCAGAAAAUAUCCGUUAUACAGAAUCUUUAAUAAUAUCAUAGGUGAUUCAUUUUAUCUGUAUAGAUAAUGCUCAUAUAUAUAAGAAAGAUCUUAAACAGGUGGGAAAAGGUUUAUUGUAACUGGUAGAAAAAAAGUAAGUGUGAGUAGAGGAGCUACAUACCUUACCAUCAAAAUAUGUAAUAAUGGAAAUAAUAUACUAUUGUCAGUCAGAGUGUCCAUGUUGAAUUGUAAUUCACUGCAAAAUGUUGACACUUUUAACUCGUUACAUAACUGUGUUACUGGUGCUAUUGAAUAGCAUUCAUACUUGGCAUCAGAAAUAUUUUCUGCGAAACAAUCCAUGACUUGAGUAAACAUGCUGUACAUGUAUAUUCCCUCGUACAUAGAUAGUUGUUGAAUGUACUCCAGAGUAUUUAUUGAUUGUUGAUUUGAGGAUUGUUUGAUUUAUUAAUAUAUUAAACAUGUAUUUUUUAUGUCUUGAUUAUCAUGUGAUUCUAACUUGAUGCCAUAUAUGUUAGGCAAAGUAAAUCCAGUGUGUAAACAAUUGUUUUUCACAAAUAAAACUGAAAGACCA
This is a messenger RNA of Ostrea edulis (European flat oyster), 3902 nucleotides long. RefSeq names its product calcineurin B homologous protein 1-like. Gene Ontology annotation, molecular function: calcium ion binding. NCBI's taxonomy places the organism in Eukaryota, Metazoa, Mollusca, Bivalvia, Ostreida, Ostreidae. The coding region runs from base 92 to 664 and encodes 190 amino acids. The record is from RefSeq and is a predicted model, not a curated record. The transcript is spliced from 7 exons.